Neolamprologus brichardi is the source of this 257-nucleotide messenger RNA. NCBI's taxonomy places the organism in Eukaryota, Metazoa, Chordata, Actinopteri, Cichliformes, Cichlidae. The record is from RefSeq and is a predicted model, not a curated record.
GUCUCUAAAGGGAAUGCACAACUUCAGAUCAUCCGGAGAGUAUGACAACGACUGCACCACCCCUCUGACACCACUGUGUACUCAGCCAGAACAAGUCAUCAAGGGAGGUGCCAGUAUUAUUCAGUGCCACAUUCUGAAUGACAAAAGACACAUACUCACCAAAGACACUAACAACAAUGUGGCUUUCUGGGACGUCCUAAAGGCAUGUAAGGGCGAAGACUUGGGGAAGGUUGAAUUUGACGAAGAGAUUAAAAAGC